CUCGCCGCGCGACGUCUACCAGCGUCCAGCAUUGUACAGAUUGACGCCAGAGAAGUGGAAGCUUCAGUUUCCCCGGCCAUCAACUUCUCCUCUUCCAUCAUUUGACGACAGCUUCCAGACCACAAGCUAAAGCCGAGACUUCGAUUGCCUCCAUCAUACUUGCGCCAAUUGUCAAUCAGCGGUUUACAAAGUCACGACAUACUGGUGGUUCCUUUCAACCUUGACGAGCGACGUGAUUCUUGGUCCGGUGCGAACCCCGACCACUAUACGAUUAUCCAACUAAAUCGAAUAUACACAAUGGCGCCCUCCCUGCUCUUCAACCCGGCCAAGCUCCCUCCUUCGGAAGCUCUCCAACUCGCACAGCAAGCUCCCGUUGUCUUGCAAGGAUCGUCAUCAGAGACGGUGGACCAAUGGGCAACAUACGAGAAUCUGCUGCUAGCGUGCCUCCGAACCGGCGAUGAUGAAGCGGCCGCAAAAUGUAUGGAUCAGCUGGAGGCACGGUUUGGCCCCGACAAUGAGAGAGUCAUGGCUUUGAGGGGCUUGUUGUCCGAGGCCCAGGCCGAGAACAACGGAGAGCUGGAAGCGGUGCUCAAGCAGUACGAUGCCAUUCUGGAAGGAAACAGCACCAAUCUCCCUAUCACAAAGCGCCGGAUCGCCCUCCUACGAUCCAUGGGUCGCGUCUCGGAUGCCGCAACGGCUCUUGUACAACUCCUCGACUUCUCCCCAACCGAUGCCGAGGCCUGGUCUGAGCUGUCGGAUCUCUACUUCACACAAGGGCUAUACUCUCAGGCCAUCUACGCCCUGGAAGAGGUCCUCCUUCUGUCGCCCAAUGCCUGGAACAUACAUGCACGACUGGGAGAGGUGCAGUACAUGGCUGCCACGACUUCGGGAAGUGGCGGUGGAUCGCAGCAAAAGUACUUGGCCGAGGCGCUCAAGCGGUUUGCUCGGAGCAUUGAACUGUGCGACGACUAUCUCCGUGGCUACUAUGGGCUGAAGCUAGUCACCACGAGGCUUCUCAAGGAACAGGCCAAACAGGCCAAGCAGACUGACGAUGGCGAGUUCACUCUGCCUGAUCCCAAGACAAUUGAGCGUCUCGAUGAGCUUGCGACCGCCAAGCUAUCGGAAAUCGUUCGUCAUAGCACUCUGAAGGACAGAGGCUGGCGCGGCUAUGACGAACGUGAGGUUGCAGCUGCCCGUGAACUGCUCUCACAAAAUGGAAUUGAGAGGUGAGAUGUGCUGCCAUUGAACGAGGCAAACGGUACGGCGCUCAGUCCAGUGACCGAUUCGAUAUGUUCAUUGCCCGCUGGAUGUAUGUUGUUUGGCACAAUUUCAAUGUGUUACGGACAUCCACCGCGCAUAUAAUGGAAGGCCAUCGUCGCAAUCGGAACGGCCUCUUUGACGAUGGCUGGGACUAGCGAGUGAGCAUCAUUGGUAUCCUUGCAAGGUACUUUGGUUCCUGCCUGCAUUAGUCGACGCAGUGGGUCUUUGGGCAGCGAAAAGGCAUCAAGAAGUCCGGCUUCACGUGGCGCCAGUAGAUGCCCAAAGGCGAUCCUUUGCCCGGUGGUAAGACGGGCGGCGCAGGCGUUCUCAGCCCAACCAGAAAGAGAACGCCUUCAAGCCCGCGACUGUUGCGUUGAUGCAGGUUGCGAAAUCUCCCGAACCCUUCAUGAACCCUUUUUUUUUUUUAAAUUCUCUCAAUUUCUUGGGCAGAAAAAUGCGUCUAUAACUGGUGGCCGGGUUUCAGCUCGGAACGACAUCUGACUGGCUCUACGCAUUGCGCGGUACAUAUCGCAACAUGGUCACCGGCCAACAGCCCAGGCCAUGACACCGGCUCAUCUUCCACUUUCUUUCUUCCAACACCAUGUACAGACUCAAGACGAGGUAUCCUUGACAAUAGUUGAUGCCUUACUCUGGGGGGUGUCUUUUGAAGCGGUCCUUGGUAAUAAUGAUAAUGAAUCAAGAAAAGUUAUGGGAUUUCAAGAUCACCAUGAAUGGUUUCACAACCUUUCUGCCGCAUGGCCGGCGCCGAGUCGGAUGAUGCUUAUUCAUAAGCAAUCCGGAACAGCAGCCGAUAAUAUUAUCCAGAAUCUUCAAGUCUGUCUCUGUCUCCGUGGCGCGAGUCUUGACUUGUUAGCGUACACUACACUACAUGCGAAUGCCCUGAGCACCACUCUGUCAUUCUCCCCUCUCACAAGUCAAUCUGAGCUUAAAAAAUAACGGAGGAAAGCAAGACUACUUAAAAGACAUACUCAUUUCAAC
This is a messenger RNA of Neurospora crassa OR74A, 2259 nucleotides long. RefSeq names its product tetratricopeptide repeat domain-containing protein. Gene Ontology annotation, biological process: protein folding in endoplasmic reticulum. Gene Ontology annotation, cellular component: EMC complex. The transcript has 4 exons. The record is from RefSeq and is a predicted model, not a curated record. NCBI's taxonomy places the organism in Eukaryota, Fungi, Ascomycota, Sordariomycetes, Sordariales, Sordariaceae. Bases 298 to 1230 code for a protein of 310 amino acids. Gene Ontology annotation, molecular function: protein binding.